Messenger RNA from Gossypium raimondii (Peruvian cotton), 1083 nucleotides. RefSeq names its product auxin-responsive protein SAUR32. NCBI's taxonomy places the organism in Eukaryota, Viridiplantae, Streptophyta, Magnoliopsida, Malvales, Malvaceae. The record is from RefSeq and is a predicted model, not a curated record. The transcript has a single exon. Bases 486 to 950 code for a protein of 154 amino acids. Gene Ontology annotation, biological process: response to auxin.
AGCUGCAUAUUUAUCAUUGCUUAAGAUUUGCUCUAUUCAUUUCUCAAGCGGCAGCAUUUCCUUUCUCCUCUGUUUUCCCUGUCCUAUCUCGGGGUUAUUGACUCAAUUCUUCCCAUGCCCGCUUUAACUUGAAGUUUGAUCUGAGUUGAAUCAGUAUUUCUUCUUCUUGUUUUCUGUGCUUCGAUCUUGUCUUUUAUGCAUGAUUUCAGUUUUAACUUGUUGGAUUUUUUCAACAUGAGUAACACAUUGAGGCUAAGGGUUAAGGUCAUGUUUUACUUGGUUUAUGAUCGAGGUUAGCUAUUUCAAGCAUUCUUUUUCAUCUGUCGGUCUUUUCAUGUUCAUAAUUUCUUGAUUCAAGGUAGGUGUUGCGUGUGGCUUUUGAACCCAACAUCUCUUUUGUUAUCUUCUUGGUGUGUUUGUGUUUAAGAUAGAUAUAAUAUAUUGAGCAAUAUUUCAUAUACAAGCGAGAAAAGCUUCCUCCGUACAUGGGGAAAGGCAAAAAGGGCAACCUGAUAAUCAAGACUUGGGAGCGAUGCAAAUCCAUUGGCCGUGGCCGCUCAAGACACGCCCCAGCUAUUUAUAAAAAGAGCAAAUCAUGGCCAUCAAUUGAUGUUUCUCUGGAAGAAGAGAAACGCACAAGGAAGAAUCGAGUGGCUCCGGAAGGUUGCUUCACGGUGUAUGUUGGACCCCAGAAACAAAGGUUCGUGAUCAAAACCGAAUACGCAAAUCAUCCGCUUUUCAAGAUUCUACUCGAGGAAGCCGAGUCUGAAUACGGAUUCACCAGCGAAGGACCCCUUAUGCUCCCCUGCAACGUUGAUCUCUUUUGCAAGGUGUUACUGGCCAUGGACGAUGGCGACAAUACCAUCCGCCAAGGAUGCGGUUUCGCCAAUGGUUAUGGUUCCUAUCGCCUCCUCACCCCACCUUGGAUGAUGGCGACAAAUCAGAUCUAAUUACUAUCUCUGUCUCUCUAUGUGUCUGUCUGUGUAUGUAUGUCUUUAUUAAUUUUGGGUCAAUCUUCCGUUUCGAGUACUGCACUAUGAGUGUUUCAGAAGUAAUAACAAGUUCCAUCAUGUUAAAAAGUAA